Molecule: messenger RNA, 505 nt
Organism: Drosophila elegans
Lineage: Eukaryota; Metazoa; Arthropoda; Insecta; Diptera; Drosophilidae
Exons: 2
Coding region: 161-421 (86 amino acids)
Molecular function (GO): chitin binding
Source: RefSeq, a predicted model, not a curated record
CGCUUUGUCAGGCCGGCGAGCACAUCAAUAAGCGGCAAAAAACACGAUUCAAUCGAAAUUUUAUUUCUCGCAUUUUGGCGUCGUGCGUGUGAGAGCCAACAAAAUAUUUGCAUGUAAAAGAAUUUUUCGCCAGCCGAGCAGAGCGCAAAAAGGAAGAGCCAUGUCCGGACGGGACUACAAUGGAGAGCCUGGCUGCCGCAGCCCGGAGGAGCUGCAUCAGAGCUUCCGGCAUUUCUGGGACCCCACCGCCUACUGGCAGUGCGAUGGAGUGGGAAAGGGGGCGGGGGAGCGGGAUCAUUCCGCCCAGCUGCACCACUGCCCCGCCAAUGAGCUGUUCUAUGACCGGGAGCGCAAGUGCGUGAAGUGGAAGGACUGGCAGUGGACCGAGCCGCAGGAUCCGCCCACAAAGCCGCACAAAUAAAACAGCGCACAUGUAUUGAAACAAAUUGUCGAAAAUAUAAUUAAAAAGCGCUUUCCGAUUUUAGCCCGGACGAGUGCUGGUUAA